AUGAUUUAUGUACGUGUAUUAAUUGUUAAAAGUCUCGUAUCUUAUAAUUUAUCCAAGGCUGCAAUAACAGCAACUAGAUUUAGUUGUGUUAGAAGACAGUCGGAACUUAAAAUCGGGUAAAUAUUUUUAUUUUUACAAUACAAAUUCAAUUUUUGCUUACGUAUAUGUAAUAUGUUAUAAACACUCGUAAAUAAUGUGUUGUAUUACGAAUAGUGCAGGCGAAUGUCAAAUAUUGGACUAUCGAGUACAGCAGUUUAACACUUUUCCGGCCAUAGCUAUGGGCGUAGCAUAUGAAAGUGCGGCUUCACGGUUUUGGAACGUUUAUAAUAAUGUUGUUUCGAAAAUAAACCAAGGAGAUUUUGAACGAUUACCAGAGGUUCUUUUAUUAAGUACCUACGGCUUAUCUGAAAAUAAUCUGACGAAGUAUUCACUUUCAUGCUGUUUAAAAGCUGUAAGUUCGGCAGACGCUGCUGCGGCAAUAAAUGCAUGCCGUUUACCGCGUGGUGGUCGUGGAUGUAUGAAUUGCAGUAAUUUACCAAAUAUCUGA
This is a messenger RNA of Cinara cedri, 547 nucleotides long. The record is from the annotation of a GenBank genome assembly. Lineage: Eukaryota; Metazoa; Arthropoda; Insecta; Hemiptera; Aphididae.